AUGGAAGAUGAAGAGGCAGGUCACUGUAUCUUCCAAGACAGACCUCAGACAGAUACUUUACAAAGGAGGUACAAUUUCACUUGUAUUACUAUCUUAUACAAUCUUCUUGUGGUAACAUCCAAAUUUAAGAGCAUUGAUGAACUACCUGAAUGGAAUUUUGAUGGCUCUAGCACUUUUCAGUCCGAAGGCUCUAACAGUGACAUGUACCUUGUUCCUGCUGCUCUGUUCCGAGACCCCUUCCGAAAGGACCCCAACAAACUGGUUUUCUGUGAAGUUUUCAAGUAUAACCGCAAGCCUGCAGAGACCAAUUUGAGGCAUACCUGUAAACGGAUAAUGGAUAUGGUGGCCAACCAGAAACCCUGGUUUGGUAUGGAGCAAGAGUAUACUCUCAUGGGAACAGAUGGACACCCUUUUGGUUGGCCUUCCAAUGGGUUCCCUGGGCCCCAGGGUCCAUAUUACUGCGGCGUGGGAGCUGAUAAAGCCUACGGAAGAGAUAUAGCAGAAGCUCAUUACCGUGCUUGUCUAUAUGCCGGAGUCAAAAUUGCAGGGACAAAUGCUGAAGUAAUGCCAGCUCAGUGGGAGUUCCAGAUAGGACCCUGUGAAGGGAUUGAAAUGGGAGAUCACCUCUGGAUCGCCCGCUUCAUCCUCCAUCGAGUGUGUGAAGAUUUUGGAAUGAUUGUAACGUUUGAUCCCAAACCAAUCCCUGGGAACUGGAAUGGAGCUGGUUGCCAUACUAAAUUCACCUCUCAGAUCCACUUACAGGACCCCUAUACAUCUAAGGAGAAUCAGUAUGGGAAACUCCUGGUUGGAGGAGACAGCUUCAGCAGGACCAGCUCCAAUCACUUUCUCCAAUGCAAAAGGUUGCCUGGCCAUGGACUUCCUUGGACUUCAAUAAAUCCCCCUUUUGUCUCCUGA
Molecule: messenger RNA, 915 nt
Organism: Trichosurus vulpecula (common brushtail)
Lineage: Eukaryota; Metazoa; Chordata; Mammalia; Diprotodontia; Phalangeridae
Product: glutamine synthetase-like
Exons: 2
Coding region: 1-915 (304 amino acids)
Cellular component (GO): cytoplasm
Molecular function (GO): glutamine synthetase activity
Source: RefSeq, a predicted model, not a curated record